Molecule: messenger RNA, 3406 nt
Organism: Fundulus heteroclitus (mummichog)
Lineage: Eukaryota; Metazoa; Chordata; Actinopteri; Cyprinodontiformes; Fundulidae
Gene: unc45b
Product: unc-45 myosin chaperone B
Exons: 20
Coding region: 241-3033 (930 amino acids)
Molecular function (GO): Hsp90 protein binding
Source: RefSeq, a predicted model, not a curated record
CAAAGACUUUGGGUGCUUUGGACUGGCGCGUCAUGUAAACGGAGGGUCCUCAGGGUGGUGAGAGCUUUAGAAAAUGAGGAUUAUGUCUUUCAGUUAGGAGCCAGCGUUGAUUGUUAGGCUCAAAGUGGUGGUUUAUGAUGAUGCCCAAAUAAGGCUUGAAGGGAGGCCAUUAAAGUUGGAGGUGGCACGUGUGUGGCCAUUUGCUCCUGGGUCCUCAGGUCAGGACAGUGCUUUGCAACGAUGGGGGAUCCAAACCAGUUAAAAGAUGAGGGAAACAAAUACUUCCAGUCUGGCGACAUCGACAAGGCCAUCGAGUGCUACACCAACGCCCUCAAAGAGUGCACGGACAAAAAAGUGCAGGCUGUGAUUUACAGGAACCGAUCUGCAUGCUACCUGAAAAAGGAAAGCUAUGCCAACGCAGUGUCUGACGCGUCUAAAGCGAUUGAUGAGAAUGCAUCUGAUAUUAAAGCCCUGUAUCGCCGCUGUCAAGCUCUGGAGAAGCUGGGAAAACUGGACAUGGCCUUCAAAGAUGUGCAGCGAUGUGCCACCUUGGAACCAAAGAACAAGACCUUCCUUGAGACUCUCCGCAGGCUGGGAGGAGAAAUCCAGGCCAAGCUCAAGACAACAUUUUCCACGGAUUCGAGAGUCCAGAACAUGUUUGACAUCCUUCUCGACGAGGAGAUGGACAAAGAAAAGAAGGAAAAAGCCGCCAACAACUUGAUUGUGUUGUCGAGGGAGGACGCAGGAGCAGAGAGAAUCUUCGAGAACAACGGGGUGCCUCUGCUACUGAACAUGGUCGAGACGGGUAAACCAGAAAUGAUCCUGGCUGCAGUCUGGACGCUGUCGGGAAUGUGCACCGGACACAAAGCUCGGGCCAUGGCCAUUCUCAACAUGGUGGGUGUAGAUAAGAUAUGCAGCAUCAUGGCGCUGGACAACGAGGAAAUUGCACUGGGAGCGUGCAACCUCUUCCAGUGCAUCAACGACUCCCUCACUGGUGGAGACUCAAGAGAUUAUGGGAAGGAAGCAUCUUUAGUUUUAGAUGCAUCUAAAGAUUUGAAAACCAUCCUCCUUGCCCUCCUGGAGAUGAUAGCCAGCAAGAAGGUGUCAGGCCACGGCAGAGACCAGGCCCUGAACCUCCUGACCAGGAACGUCCCUCGCAAAGACAAGAAGGAGAAGGACCACUCCAAGACCCUCUUCACCAUCGAUCACGGGCUGAAGAAGAUCCUGAAGGUGUGUGGUCAGGUUUCUGAGCUGCCGGACCAGCUCCCUCUGACAGAGAACUCCCAGCUGAUCGCCAGCGUGCUGCUCAACAAGCUCUACGACGACCUGAAGUGUGACCCGGAGAGAGCCAACUUCAGGGAGAUUUGCGACGAGUACAUCAAAUCUAAGAUUGAUCCCAACAACAUGGACAAGACCCUCCACGCCAUCAACGCCAUCUCAGGACUGCUGCAGGGUCCCUUCGAUGUGGGCAACUCUCUGGUGGGACAGCAGGGCGUCAUGGAGAUGAUGGUGGCACUGUGCAGCUCCGAGCGGGACGUGGACCAGAUGGUGGCCGUCGAGGCUCUGAUCCACGCCUCCACCAAGAUGAGCCGCGCCAGCUUCUUCAUCACCAACGGCGUCUCGCUGCUUAAGGACAUCUACAAGAAGACGAAGAACGAGAAGAUUAAAAUCCGUGCCCUGGUGGGUCUCUGUAAACUGGGUUCAGCUGGAGGUGACGAUUACAGCUUGAGACAGUUUGCUGAGGGCUCCACAGAGAAGCUGGCCAAGCAGUGCAGAAAGUGGCUUUGUAAUCCCCAGAUUGAUUCCAAAACAAGAAAGUGGGCCAUUGAGGGUCUCGCGUAUCUGACAAACGAUGCAGAUGUCAAAGAUGACUUUGUGGAAGAUGAGUUCGCAAUGAAAGCCAUGUUUGAGCUGGCAAAGUCUAGGGACAAGACGAUCUUGUAUGCAGUUGCUUGCACUCUGGUAAACUGCACCAACAGCUACGAUAAGAAGGAAAUCAUCCCCGAGCUGGUUCAGCUGGCCAAGUUCUCCAAGCAGCAUGUCCCCGAGCAACACCCCAAGGACAAGAAAGACUUUAUUGAGAAGAGAGUAAAAAGGCUGCUGAAGGCUGGUGUCACUUCAGCUCUUGCUGUCAUGGUCAAAGCAGACACCGCCAUCUUGACCGAUCAGACCAAGGAGAUGUUGGCAAGGGUUUUCUUGGCGCUGGCAGAGGAUCCCAAAGAUCGUGGUACGAUAGUGGCCCAGGGAGGGGGGAAGGCUCUGAUACCUCUUGCCCUUGAAGGUACAGAAAAGGGAAAAGUGAAAGCAAGCUACGCUCUCGCCAAAAUAGCAUCCGUCUCCAACCCAGAGAUUGCCUUCCCUGGAGAGAGGGUAUAUGAAGUGAUACGACCUUUAGUCAGCCUGCUGCACACAGACAAAGAGGGAGCAGAAAACUACGAGGCUCUCAGAGGCCUCACCAACUUGGCUGGAUUCAGUGAAAAACUCAGGACAAAAAUGGUGAAAGAGAAAGCUUUGCCGGAGAUCGAGAACCACAUGUUUGAAGAGAAUGAAAGGAUCCGACUGGCUGCCACUGAAUGCAUGUGCAACCUUGUAACAUGCAAAGAGGUACAAGCUCGUUACCUUGAGGACGGCAACGAUAAGCUAAAGUUGCUGAUACUGCUUUGCGGAGAAGAUGAUGAAAAACUUCAGAUAGCUGCAGCCGGAGGUCUGGCCAUGAUCACUGCUUCUGAGAAAAAGCUUUGCACCAAAAUGACCCGUGUGACAGCACAGUGGCUGGAGAUCCUGCAGAGGUUGUGUCUCCACACCAACCCCAGUAUCCAGCACCGCGGCCUGGUGAUCGUCUACAACAUGCUCAACUCUGACGACGCCGAGCUGGCCAAGAAGCUGAUCGAGAGCGAAAUGCUGGAAAUCCUUAGUGUGAUCGGCAAAGCAGAGGACAAUCCCAAGAGGCAGAAUCCCAUCGACGUGGCGCGCACAUGUCUGGUCAAGGCCAUGGAUCUGGGCCUCAUCAAACCCUUCACCAGUCCUUCCUAAGCGGCCGAAAACAGCCCAAACUACAGCAAAGGACAUUUUAGUUCCCGACAUAUUAUUAUUUCCUUUGUUGAAAAGGGAUUUUUUUAUUCAAAUAGUAUUCAAGAAUUCAUCAAUCUGUUGAUAAAUAUUUAAAUACGAUCCCUCCAAAAUACAACGGUAUUGUUUUUCUAGGAAUAUUUUUUUUAAGUGGCGUACAGAGAAACAGUUUUCCAGUGCAGCUUCUUUUCUUACACUUGUGUGAAUUUGUGGUUGGUGAAGUGCUGAUUGUGCUGAUUUGCAACUGGGCUUUUGUCUUUUUUUUAAUUUAUUUUAUAUUUUAAGUUUCACAUCUGUUUCAGCGCAUAUGAAAUAAACAGCAUCUUCAGGUCUGUGA